Molecule: messenger RNA, 957 nt
Organism: Mercurialis annua (annual mercury)
Lineage: Eukaryota; Viridiplantae; Streptophyta; Magnoliopsida; Malpighiales; Euphorbiaceae
Exons: 2
Coding region: 1-957 (318 amino acids)
Molecular function (GO): nucleic acid binding
Source: RefSeq, a predicted model, not a curated record
AUGUCACUCUAUGGGUCAUCACACUCUGACAGUUUGCGAAGUAAGAAAGAAUUAAGCAAUAAUAAACGUAGAGAUGUGUAUGAGAUGCUUUUACAAAAAAGCGUCGAUGGAAAAUUGAAAAGAGGUGUUACAGCGACGGUGGCUUCAAAAUUUUCGAUUUCAAUGCGUUCAGUUCAACGUAUUUGGAAACGAUCAAAAUUAAGUGAAAAUGCAGACGUGUCUCACAAAAAGACCGAAAAUUGUGGGCGUAAAAGAAUUGAAAUUGACUUGGAACAAUUUCGUGCCAUUCCUUUACAACAACGAACAAGUCUAGAUUCCCUAGCUUGCUCCUUAAAAAUGAAUACAAGCACAAUAUUUAACCUUUUUAAGUCGGGUGCCAUACGGCGACAUUCAAAUGCUAUAAAACCUUUUUUAAAGGAGGAAAACAUGAGAGCUCGAUUGAGAUUUUGCAUUUCAAUGCUUAACAAAAUUAGCAUUCCACAUGAUCCAAUAUUUAAGGGAAUGUACAAUAUCAUUCACAUCGAUGAAAAGUGGUUCUAUAUGACAAGAAAGACAGAGAAAUAUUACUUGCUACCAGAUGAAGAAGAUCCGAUACGAAGCUGUAAAAAUAAAAAAUUUAUUGGCAAAGUGAUGUUUUUAGCUGCCAUAGCUCGUCCAAGAUUUGAUGCACAAGGAAAUGAAAAUUUUAAUGGAAAAAUUGGUGUAUUUCCUUUUGUGACUCAAGACCCGGCUAUAAGGAAUAGUGCAAAUAGAAUAGCGGGCACUUUAGAGACAAAACCUUUAACUUCAAUCAAUAGGAAUACUAUGAGAUCAUAUUUGAUUGAAAAAGUCUUACCUGCAAUAAGAGAAAAAUGGCCAAGAGAUGAUAUUAUGGCCACUAUUUUUAUUCAUCAAGACAAUGCAAGGACACAUGUUGGUAAGAAUGAUGAAGAUUUUUGUCAAGCGGCAAGAUUAUAA